GGAGACUGUAAAUAAGCAGUAGUGCCAUCUUCUGCUUGCUUCUGCUUGUCUGCUUGGUUCGUGUUGUAAAGUGCAUAUUUGUAACUCUAUUAUCCCACCAUACACUUGUUGUCAUUUAAAACAUUUGCAUUGAUUUUGGGAAGUUCAAGUGCGUUUCUGCUGUCGGCCUGUCGGCUUUCAACCCUUUAUACGUUGGAUCUGUUUGUGCUCAAGGCAGGUAUUUUUCAAAUAUUCCUUCACGACAUCCCAAUUUAAUUGAAGUCUCAGGUUCUCGCGGGACUUAAACAUGGUGCAGCUUCACGUCAAAAGAGGAGAUGAAAGUCAAUUUCUGAUCGAAGUCCCUGCCGAUACACCUGUUAAUGAUGUCAUAACAGAGGUCACUAUUAUAUAUAAUGGGCGGCUCAAAGCAGGACGCAUCUGUAUGGAAAUGGAGGAGUUGGCUGAUCAUGGUCCAAUGCUGCCUCCAAAUAUAAUGGGCCUUACUGAUGAGCAAGUUUCAGAGCUAAAACUUUCUGAUGAAUGGGCUGAUAAGUGUGUGCCUAGUGGUGGGUGGACUUUCAACAAAGAUGAAAUUGGUCGUCGAAACGGACGUCAACCAAAUGAAAAAAUGCAGGAGGUACUUCGGAAGACCAUUGAGGAGGCUAAGGCCAUUAUAUCCAAGAAACAAGCUCAAGCUGGAGUACCUGUCACGAGAAACAUGGUAAAAGAAGCUCUUGAUAUGCUGCGUGGAGCUGUGACAAUUGUGUAUCCCAUGGGAUUGCCUCCUCAUGAUGUUAUUCGAGAGGAAUUUGAGAACACUGAAGAUCUCAGUGGAACUCAAGCUUCACUUGAGGUGAUUGAGCCUUCCAUGGCUUGUCUAUGGUUUUGUGGAAAGGAAAUGCUGAGAACAAAAAAACUAAGCGACUACUUUGGACGCAAUGACAAGACUCGUGGUGUUGUUAAACUGCAGAAAAUCGGUCAAGGUGCUCCUGGACGUGAACCUGUGAUGACUGAGGCCCAGCAAAAGGAGUGGAUGCUGCAUGCCUAUCGCAAACAAGAGGAAAUAAAGGUAGGACAAGAAUCAAGCAGCUCUUCAAACCAUGUAGAAGCAGGAAAUGUUUCAAGUGUAGACUCUGGAUUCUGCAAAGUAGAACCAAAUAAUGUAGCUCCUUCAUUACCAUUGGAUGAAGAUAGGAAUGAAGCUGAUAGCUCAGACUUCGUUCAUAGAAUGUUAAGUUCAUCCAGUGUAAGUGAUGGUUCAACUAUGAGAUCAAUUGAUAGUAGCUCUGCUUUAUCAAAUAUUACAAGCUUCAUCAAUGAAUCUCAGUACAGCAUCUUUAAUAUACACAAGUGAUAUUGGACUUUUAAGCUUAUUGAUUGCUGUGAUAAUAUUUUGAUACUGUAGCUUAGUGUAGGUACCUGUAUCUUUUUUUAAAGCACAUUUAUUUUUGUGUAAUUCUGUUGCUCCCCACUGUUGUGUAACUUUGUAUUAAAAGCAUGUAGUUAGUGUUUACCUGGAAAUGGAAAAUAAAAAUAGUAAACUUUUGCUGAAAAUGAAAUGAAGGAAAACAAAAUGGUAUAUUUUGUCAAUAAUUACAAAUUUACAGGAUCAGACAUAGAUUAUAUAGCAAGUAGCAUUAGAUUAAAGAUCAUGUUUGCCAACAA
Messenger RNA from Thrips palmi, 1644 nucleotides. Its product is annotated as cilia- and flagella-associated protein 298. NCBI's taxonomy places the organism in Eukaryota, Metazoa, Arthropoda, Insecta, Thysanoptera, Thripidae. Gene Ontology annotation, biological process: regulation of cilium movement. The record is from RefSeq and is a predicted model, not a curated record. The transcript has 6 exons. The coding region runs from base 287 to 1333 and encodes 348 amino acids.